Messenger RNA from Pocillopora verrucosa, 837 nucleotides. RefSeq lists its product as uncharacterized. The record is from RefSeq and is a predicted model, not a curated record. Gene Ontology annotation, molecular function: peptidyl-prolyl cis-trans isomerase activity; calcium ion binding. Lineage: Eukaryota; Metazoa; Cnidaria; Anthozoa; Scleractinia; Pocilloporidae.
UUUCGAAUUAUUUGCGGUAGUGUCGAUCAGUAUUUCCUCAUGAUGUGGUUCACGGAGUGGAUUAACCUGCUGGUGUUGCUUGCUUUUGUUUCCACACUGUGCAGUGGGGAAGAGAACGGAGUGACAAUCGAAGUCGUAUACAAACCAGAGGAAUGCACGCGUAAAACAAAGGAUGGUGACUAUCUUGCGAUGGAAUACACAGGCCGCCUUGAGAAAGAUGGGUCAGUGUUUGACUCCAGCCACAAACGCCAACGAACCUUUGAUUUCAUCUUGGGAAGAGGCCAGGUAAUCCAAGGCUGGGAGAAAGGACUGCAGGAUAUGUGUGUUGGGGAGAAAAGAAAACUUAGGGUUCCAUCAUACCUGGGCUAUGGAAAUGAAGGAGUUGAUGAUGUGAUCCCUCCAGGGGCUAAUCUGCUUUUCGAUGUUGAACUAAAGGAAAUAAAAAAUGAUGGAGAAAAAGAGUCCGAGGCUUACCCAAAUGUGUUUAGCAUGAUUGACAAAGAUAAAAACAAGGAACUUAGCAUAGAAGAAGUAAAAAAGUAUCUAGAGGAACAGGAUGGAUUCCCAAAUGAAGAUGAUACCCAUCGUGAAACCAUCGUAUCAGAAAUAUUUGAGAAUGAAGACAAGGAUAAAGAUGGUGUUAUUUCCCAUGAAGAAUUUAGUGGCCCAAAACAAGAUCAUGUUGAACUAUAAGCAAAAUAUAUUUAUAUUUUAGUACCUUCCUGUCAUAAUCUGCCAUUGACAGAUAUCUAUUGAAAUGCAUGAAAAAUUUAGAAAUUUGUCUUUUAGUUUUGAAGUAUUGCCAAGAUCUACAAAUAAAAUGGGUCAUUAUUUUUA